AUGAGUGGCGAUGGGCAGGAUCUGAACAGUCCCCUGCUCCUGCGCUCUACCUUGCAAGGGACGCUCUCCCUGCUCCUCACACCUCCAGGUGCUCCAGAAAGGACUAUGGCAGAGCAGUACUGCUCCACUUCCUGUGGCUUCUUGGUGACUAUCGUUGAGCAGCCAACCAUGCCCAGGCUGCUGUGCACCUCCCUGCUCCUGCUGGCCGCCCUGGCCCUCGCUCUGGCUGUAAGCUCCACAUCGAACAGCAAGUCUAAGGAUAAGCAUGCAGCAGUCGGCAUGCCAGAGCCUGCAGACCUCAAAAGCAAGGAGACUCAGCAAGCCCUGGACUUUGCUGUCAAUGCUUACAACGAUGUCAACAACGACCUGUACCUCAGCCGACCAGUACAUGUGAUGAGUGCCAGCCAGCAGGUUGUGGGCGGGAAGAACUUCUAUUUCAAAGUGGUGCUGGCGCGAACCCUCUGUGCCAAGUCCCAGUCCCAGACUGACUUGGCCAAGUGUCCCCUCAACGAACAACCAGGCCAGCAGAAGAAAGUAGUUUGCAAUUUCCAGAUCUACACUGUGCCCUGGCUGAACAAGACUUCCAUGGAAAAUUUCAGCUGCCAUAAUGCCUGAGAGCCUAUGC
This is a messenger RNA of Jaculus jaculus (lesser Egyptian jerboa), 625 nucleotides long. RefSeq names its product cystatin 10-like. The record is from RefSeq and is a predicted model, not a curated record. The transcript is spliced from 5 exons. Gene Ontology annotation, molecular function: cysteine-type endopeptidase inhibitor activity. The coding region runs from base 1 to 615 and encodes 204 amino acids. NCBI's taxonomy places the organism in Eukaryota, Metazoa, Chordata, Mammalia, Rodentia, Dipodidae.